This is a messenger RNA of Alosa alosa (allis shad), 239 nucleotides long. RefSeq names its product motilin-like (gene mlnl). The record is from RefSeq and is a predicted model, not a curated record. Lineage: Eukaryota; Metazoa; Chordata; Actinopteri; Clupeiformes; Clupeidae.
GUUACCGUCGCACCACGUGGAGAAACUGCCCUGAGCCAGAAAGCCACCCCCACGCAGCUGAUCUUGACACAGAGGAUCAAACAAGUUUUCAGUGCACACCUACGACAGCUACAGGAACAGUAAAGAUGCGUGGUGCGGUGUUGGGAUGCCUGCUGCUGGUGUGUGCUGUGCUCCUGCUGGUCGAGCAAGCCGAGGGUCAUAUCACCUUCUUCAGCCCCCAACAGAUGGAGGAGAUGCGG